AUGAUGAAGUCUGUUGGUUUGGGUUCGCAUAGACCACUGUCGGGUCAAUUAUACAAGUAUACAAAUGUCGUAAAAGGUUGGCAGCAGCGUUGGUUUGCCGUGGACCCUGAAACUGGUGUAUUAUCCUACUACCUAUUUGAUGGACCAGGUGACGCUGUCCCACCUGGACAGCCGGUCAGGGGUGAGGCGCAGUUGGCAGCAGCAGUUAUAUGUCCAAGUGAUGAGGACUCCCGUACCUUCACUAUUAAUUGUGCUUCUGGCGAUAUGCUCAAACUGCGGGCUACUGAUGCACGAGCGAGGCAGGAGUGGGUCAACGGCUUGAGAGCUAUUGCUGAAAUUCAUACUAAGGCAAUGGGUGCAAAUCCCCCUCUUCAGCCACGAGAACAGCUUGCUGUGCAUGAUGCCAUGGCCUCAGCUAGACAACAAUUACAAGCUACAGAAUUUAGUGAUGCUGCUCUGGCAAGGUGUAUAGAAUCCUCAGACUCUCCAUUCCCACACACAGAUCCUGAUUUACUUCUGUUGAAAGCCACAUCAGCUGCCAGCAUGCAAUGUCUCCUACAGUGCCUCGGCAUCCUGCACCGACAGCAACAAUACGCCACCGUCAGCAUCUCCAGCAAACAUUCCGACACUGACCACCAUUAG
Messenger RNA from Arctia plantaginis, 642 nucleotides. The record is from the annotation of a GenBank genome assembly. NCBI's taxonomy places the organism in Eukaryota, Metazoa, Arthropoda, Insecta, Lepidoptera, Erebidae.